CCACGCGUUCUUCAUAAUCGUUUAGGCUAAAACAAAACCCCACCACCACCACCACUUCCUUCCUUCCGUGCUUCAUCCUCUCUUCUCCUUCUUCUUCUUCUCCGCAAACCCUAACCCUAGUUAGUUUCUUGGUUGGAUGCUUACCUGAGAGAGAGAGAGAGAGAUGAAUCUCUGGACGGAUGAUAACGCAUCGAUGAUGGAGGCUUUUAUGGCUUCCAGUGAUUUACCAAGCUUUGGAUGGCCUCCGGCGACACCGGCGCCGGCAACGGCACCGGUGGCGUCUCCUGGACCGCAGUAUUUCAACCAGGAAACACUUCAGCAGCGGUUGCAGAUGCUGAUUGAUAGUGCAAGGGAGAGGUGGACUUACGCGAUUUUCUGGCAGAGUUCCGUCGAUGUAGCCUCUGGGGAUUCGCUGCUUGGAUGGGGUGAUGGGUACUAUAAGGGUUGUGAGGAGGAUAAGAGGAAGCGGAGGAUGGCCAGUGCUGCUUCCGCGGCGGAGCAGGAGCAUAGGAAGCGUGUUUUGCGGGAGCUUAACUCGAUGAUAUCUGGCGGAGGAUCGUCGUCGCCGGAUGAGGCGGUUGAUGAGGAGGUUACGGAUACUGAGUGGUUCUUUCUUGUUUCGAUGACGCAGUCGUUUGUCAACGGGGGAGGGAUCCCUGGGCAGGCGUUUUUUGCCGGCUCGGCGAUGUGGAUUGCCGGUGCGGAACGGCUCGCGACGGCGCCGUGCGAGCGUGCGCGGCAGGCGCAGGUGUUUGGGAUCCAGACGAUGGUGUGCGUGCCGAUGGGGAGCGGUGUUGUGGAGCUUGGCUCCACGGCUCUUAUCUAUCACAGCGUGGAGAUCAUGAACAAGGUGCGAUCUCUUUUCAGCUUCAACGCUCUUGAGAUGAGCCCGGCCGGGCCGUUCUUAGCGCCGCAGGCGGCGGCUGCGAACGUGACCGUGAUGACGCCGGUUGGAUCGCCGCCGGUGACGGAGCAGGGGGAGAGCGACCCCGCGGCACUGUGGAUCUCGGAUCCGUCAAUCAUUGAGAUGAAGAAUUCCGUCUCUGCGGCCGAGAUCUCGAUCUCAAAACCCCCGACGGCGCCGUACGAUAAUCCCAGCUCCAGCACCCUGACGGAAACCCCUAGCUCGAUCUAUCUCCACAGCCAUCACCAGAACAGCAGCAACAACAACCAUCAUCAUCAUCAUCAUCAUCAUCCUCAAUCACAGUCUUUGUUCACUAGAGACUUCAAUCUCUCCUCCAACCCGCACCAAAAUUGCAAGCCGGAAUCCGGCGAGAUCUUGAAUUUCACCGAAGGUCGGAGAGAUCCCUCAGUCCACGCCUCCCAGCACCCAAUCAUUGACCAAACCAAGCAGAAGCGAUCGACGGCAGCCACAUCUCGGGGAAGCAACGAAGAAGGCAUGCUUUCCUUCUCCUCCGCCACUCUAUCUCGUCCCUCACCAGUCUCCAGCAAUCUAAAACCCACCACCAACGCCAACGGCAACAGCAAAAGCACCGCCAAUGGCAACGGGGUCAUCACCGGCGGCGGCGAUUCCGACCACUCCGAUCUCGAAGCAUCCGUCCGUGAAGUUGAAAGCAGCCCAGUAGUGGUCGAACCCGAGAAGCGUCCACGCAAACGCGGCCGCAAACCAGCCAACGGCCGUGAAGAACCCCUCAACCACGUCGAAGCCGAACGGCAACGGCGGGAGAAGCUCAACCAAAAGUUCUACGCCCUCCGCGCCGUCGUCCCCAACGUGUCGAAGAUGGACAAAGCUUCCCUCCUCGGCGACGCCAUCUCCUACAUCAACGAGCUCCGUUCCAAGCUCCAAACCAUAGAAACCGAGAAACAAGCACUCGAAACCGAAAUCGAAACCGUCAAAAACGACCCAACCUCUGCUCGGUCGUCCGAUCACGAGAUGAAGUCCAUGAUGAACGGUGGAGGAGGCGCCAGGUGUAUUGGUGUCGAGAUCGAGGUCAAAAUCCUCGGUUCCGAAGCGAUGAUACGGGUUCAAUGCAUCAAAAGGAAUCACCCAGCGGCUUGGCUCAUGGCGGCUCUGCGCGAGCUGGACCUUGACGUGCACUAUGCCAGCGUGUCCGUAGUGAAAGAGCUUAUGAUACUGCAAGCCACAGUGCGAAUGCUUAGCCGAGCCUACACUCAAGAGCAGCUCAGCGCCGCCCUCUACUCCAAAGUAGCCGAGCCGCCAAAUCAUCGGUAGAGAAAAUAUUAUAUAUAUAUAGUUAUAUAUAUAUAUAUAUAUAUAUAUAUGUAGUUUCUAAUCAUCAUCAUCAUCAUCAUCAUCAUCAUCAGCGACUAAUCUAAUAACUCAGUGAGCUAUUUUACGAAGCUGGAGAUUUUUCAUGCCUCUGAGCCUUUUUUUUUGGGCUUUUAUAUCUACUUUUAUUAAUAUUGUUGUUGCUACUGAUGAUGUUAUUGUUGGUGGUGGUGGUGUUAAUGUUGUUGUUAUUGUAUACUAGGAUAUGCUACUAUGUUAGAUGCCUUCCAUGUAAAUGUGUAUAGAUUUUGCAGCGUUUUUGCAGUUAGUUCUCUCUCUCCUUUUAUAUUCUAUACAUAUAUAUAUAUAUAUAUAUAGGUAUUAUAUGUGGAAAAAGGAAGAAGAGGAAUGAAUAUCUUGUUUAGAUUGGCUAGUGACAAGAGUAGGAUAUGUUGUGGUUUGGAAUGAGGAAUGUGUGGGCGAAGAUGGAGGCCACGUUUUAAUA
Molecule: messenger RNA, 2696 nt
Organism: Dioscorea cayenensis subsp. rotundata (Guinea yam)
Lineage: Eukaryota; Viridiplantae; Streptophyta; Magnoliopsida; Dioscoreales; Dioscoreaceae
Product: transcription factor MYC2-like
Exons: 1
Coding region: 164-2194 (676 amino acids)
Biological process (GO): regulation of DNA-templated transcription
Cellular component (GO): nucleus
Molecular function (GO): protein dimerization activity; DNA-binding transcription factor activity; transcription cis-regulatory region binding
Source: RefSeq, a predicted model, not a curated record